CCAGCACCCGAUUGAAAUAGGGGCCGUCGAGGUGUCCUCCCCUCCGACCUGCGUCAAGGAAAUCUACUCCUUUUUCUGCCCUCGUCAAGCUGUUCACUUUUCCUUGAAAAUGGUCAAACAAGCUCGACUUCCUCUUCUACUUGCAGAAGCAUUGCCUUGUCGCCUAGACCGUAUUCAGGCCAAAUUUACGGAGCAAUGCAAAGAUCUGAAACCGGACGCCUUUCUCCAGCUUACAGUUCUUCUCAGCCAGAUUGAACACAUAGUUGGAAUUCAUUACACACCAGGAGUUUCAACAUCAGCUAGCACAAAACCUACUUGCGUCGUCUGCGGCCGAUCAUACUCAAGAAUAUCUUCCCUGAACUCUCAUAUCUCGCUAGCCCAUCAGUAUCUGCGGCGGAUCAUUGAAGCCAGAUCUUGCAAUUCUUGCGACAAUGAAUUCGACUCCCCAAGGCAACUUGUCUACCAUGAGAGAUCGAUUCACAAGGCAGCGUAUCUGUCCAGAGCAGACUUUAUCUGGCCAGGAUUUGAACAACUGAACUCAAGAGAAGCGCAGAAGUCUUUCCUGAGAACCCUGGCAGGCGAUGAGGAAGAGCCAAAAGUUUAUGAAUUUGUGGGGGAAGCAGCUGACACAAAACGGACAACUUUAGAGCCGGGGGAAGCGGUAGAAGGGAGACGUUUUGAUGAGCAAUAUUCUAUCAGCGGUGACGGACAUUUGCAAUACGAUUUAGGGUAUUAUGGGGAUAUAGACUCCUGGUUACUACCGUAUUCACCGGCUUGUAACGGAUCCGUCUGAUGUCUCCAUGUUUCUUGAGCGGAAGUACUACACAUCCCUAGUCAAUCAAACGGUCGUUGUUGCAAAUAUACUAUCUCGGCCAAAAUU
Messenger RNA from Aspergillus vadensis CBS 113365, 880 nucleotides. RefSeq lists its product as uncharacterized. The record is from RefSeq and is a predicted model, not a curated record. The coding region runs from base 110 to 793 and encodes 227 amino acids. The transcript is spliced from 2 exons. NCBI's taxonomy places the organism in Eukaryota, Fungi, Ascomycota, Eurotiomycetes, Eurotiales, Aspergillaceae.